GGCGGCAUGAGCGCGGCGGGGCUGCUGGCUCCGGCCCCGGCCCCGGCCGGAGCGCCGCCGGCUCCCGAGUAUUUCCCUGAGGAGGACGAGGAGCUGGAGAGCGCCGAGGACGACGAGCGCAGCUGCCGGGGCCGCGAGUCGGACGAAGACACGGAGGAUGCCAGCGAAACCGACCUGGCCAAGCAUGACGAGGAAGACUACGUGGAGAUGAAGGAACAGAUGUAUCAGGACAAACUGGCUUCUCUGAAGAGGCAGUUGCAGCAGCUGCAGGAAGGUACACUACAGGAAUAUCAAAAGAGAAUGAAGAAACUGGAUCAGCAGUACAAAGAAAGGAUCCGGAAUGCAGAACUUUUCCUCCAGCUCGAAACUGAACAAGUAGAGAGAAAUUACAUUAAAGAAAAGAAGGCAGCAGUGAAAGAAUUUGAAGACAAGAAGGUUGAGCUGAAGGAGAACCUGAUUGCUGAGCUUGAAGAAAAGAAGAAAAUGAUUGAAAAUGAAAAGCUGACAAUGGAAUUGACCGGAGAUUCCAUGGAGGUGAAGCCCAUCAUGACCAGGAAGCUGCGGAGACGGCCCAACGAUCCUGUCCCCGUCCCGGACAAGCGCAGAAAGCCUGCUCCUGCUCAGCUAAACUAUUUGUUAACAGAUGAACAGAUAAUGGAGGAUCUGAGGACGUUAAAUAAGCUUAAGUCACCCAAGAGACCAGCGUCCCCGUCCUCUCCUGAACACUUGCCUGCUACGCCCUCAGAGUCUCCUGCCCAGCGAUUUGAGGCACGGAUAGAAGAUGGCAAACUGUACUAUGACAAAAGAUGGUACCACAAGAGCCAAGCCAUCUACCUAGAGUCAAAGGACAACCAGAAACUGAGCUGUGUGAUCAGCUCGGUCGGAGCCAACGAGAUCUGGGUGAGGAAGACGAGUGACAGCACCAAGAUGAGGAUCUACCUGGGCCAGCUGCAGCGUGGGCUUUUUGUGAUCCGCCGGCGCUCGGCAGCCUGACUUUGUACAGUGUUUCUCUCCCCUUGACCUUCGGUGGUUUUUAUUUUUGUUUUGUUUUCUUCUUAAUAGAAACUUUUCUACCUUGCUGGGAACAGUGACUUGGCCUUGGCAGUAGGAGCACUGUUGUGAUUCUGCAGGGCACAUUUAUGGCUGGCCACUUCCGGCUGGGGUCAUUCCUGCCAUGGGCACUGUAGGACUCGGAGUGACAGGAGUGUUGGGGCUCAAUUUGCUUUCACUGCUUUGAUUUUUUUGCUCACACCUUGUCUUUGAAAAAAAGUGCGUUGAGCUCCUUUUUGUUAAAUUGUCUUUGAAUCUUUCUAUUAUGAAGAAGCACAGGAAGGAAUACAAUCUGUGAUGCAUUUUCAUGUUUUGAAUCUGAACAGUGAAUUGCGUGGCUACUUCCGUUGCAGAGCCGGAUUUAGGACAGAGGUGCUAGCAGAAGAAUCUUCUCGCUUGUGCAGCACCUGGUUCGCUCCGUCCAUCCCCCUGGCUGAACGACAGGGCAGUUUGCCUGGACCACUCUAUGCAGUGAAGUUAGUGGAGUUGCGGGCAGGGGCCAUCUCAAAUUCAGAAUGUCCUAAAGCGACCAUAGUUUUAAAAUGUUAUUCAAGGCUGGUUUCUUCAAACACUAGCUGGAAUAGGAAGUCAUUUUGUAUUUUCUUUUAAUUCUCUUCUCAGUCCUUUUCCCAGAAAGAUGGAAGUAGUGCAUGCAACAGGCCGAUUGUCUAGGUUCCGUCCCGCCAGUGGGGAGUCAAGGUUGAUAAUCCAGGCUUCAGUGAUCUGCAUAUUCAUCUGUAGUUCAGGUUUCAGUCUUAUUGCAAAUCCUGUUACAGCACAUUGGCCGUUCUACACCUGUGGGACUUUGUCUGGCUUUGGACGUUCACUGCUCUCCAAGAGUUGUGGCGCAGGUUGUAGGCCGAGACGCCCAGUAAACACUGGACUGCUCUUGAUGAAUUCUCAAGACACCGACCUGCUUGUUCUCCCGUGCUCCUUGCCGUCGGCCCUGCAGUUGGAGAAGAGCUUUGUUGCGUGGUGGGGUUUUCCACGCUUGAGCUGCCGCCCCGAGGCUCUGGGGUUGCAGGACCUGGUAGAGUCACUGCGGGCGUUCAGCACACAUGACACAUCCUAGGAAGUUGCCAUAAGUAUUGCCCUUGGUCUCCAGUGCUUCUCUUGUGUUACCUCUUGGAGUGUUUACCCCAGAGCAAAUGGAAGGCUCGUGAUGAUUCACUUUCCUCCAAAUUCUGACUUCUACAAAGGGUCCCAUACUUCAUGAACUCAUAGUAAAGAUUUGUGCAGAUAUAUUCUUAUUUUAAUUUAUGGGUUUUUUUCUUUCCCAUUCUUAUUUAGAGAACAGGAUAAAAUAAUAGCGUUUAGUGAAUGUUGCCUGCAUGUUUUGUGUGUCUACUCCCCUCCCUGCCCUCUGCUGUUGCAGUGUUUACCAAGGUGGACCAUGCCAUGAAGGGCAGGGCCUUCCCCUCUGCUGUUGGCCCUUGCUCUGAGGGAGGCCUUCCCUUGCCUGAAGUCUCCACAGACAAGUCCUGUCACAUACCAAGUAAUUCUUGGUGUCAUCUAGUGCCCUGUGUGACGUGGAUUUAGUUAGGUAUGUAUACUGUGCUUUUGCCAUCAAAGGUUUUAGGUGGUUUCUUUUUUUUUUUUUAAAGUUUAUUUAUUUAUUUAUUUUUAUCUUCUUGAGAAGGUAGAGCAGUAGACCGACAUAUCUUCCAUCUGCUGAUUCAUUCCCCAAUGCUGUGGUUUCCGUGGCUGCGCCAGGCUGAAACCAGAAGGCUGACAUUCCAGCCACGUUUCCCAUUGGAGCACUUGUGCUGUGCUCUGCCUCCCAGGAUGCGUUCUCAGAAACGGAAUCAGAAAUGCGGUAGCUUGUGCUGGUGCUCUCUCUGGUGCCCCGAGUGGCAGCUUCACUUUCUGUGCCAGAAUGGCUGCCCUUGCUUUUUAAAUUUUAAAAGUGUUCAUCUUGAUUGUCCUCUGCUCAUUAUGCCAAAGUUUGUUUUUAUUAGAAUUAUAUUAGUAAGCGCUGGCAGCUCCUCCUUGCAGCAGAAACAGGUUGCUUUUCUUAGCUUGCUGGUGGUACCUUUGUGUUUUUAGGAAGUAACUGUAAACAGGGUACCCUGAAAACAGGGUAGGGUGCUUCUUCCUGCCUUCCUCUAACUUUUGAGGGUAUUUGAGACCAUGCUUAGAAAUUUCUUGACCCCACCACUGCCUUCUCUGAGUUAGCCAUUGGUUAUGGCUUUGUGGACAAGGGGGAAGAAUGUGAAGUGGGCUCAAGACAUAGCAUAGUAAAUCAUUUCUAGACCCAGAGGGUUUACAUUAUUAAAGUCAUCCCAGAAGUGAAACCUCAGCAGUUGACCCAUUCUCACAGACCUGUGUGGUGAUAGAGGAAGCUUUGUGAUCUGGAAGAACUGUGUGACGUAGAGGAAGCUAAAGGGGAAAACGGACUUGGAAAUUACUAAAACUACAGGAGGUUGACUUUGGCUCUUGGUGGCUGAUGUAAAUCCCAAAGUUUGUUUCUUGCCAGACCCCAGGGUGAAUUUCCAAAUUCAAAUUCUUCCUGGAAGUGAUGCCUUGGGAAAGAUUGACCCAGCCCUGCACCUGUGCUGCUUGGCGCUCCUGGCUCCUGUGUUGGGUGCCCCAUGUUCCUUUGACCUCUGCCUUGAUGCUCGGUGCCUCCUCCCUCUCCCCACACACGCCUGGGGCCUGUUGUGCAGGGUGGUGUCUGUUGCCAUAUCAAAGCCAGGAUGUUUCUAUUUGUUUGGAUGGACUAUCAGUAUUUUUGCUAUCUAACUACUCUAUUUUUUUUUUUUUUUUUUGACUUGAUGGGGCCCAGUUCACAGUCUGAGGCUGAUUUGCCAAACGAGCGACACAGUUGUGCUCAAGAUCCUGUGUUAAGGACGGGGUGACUUUUCUAAGACAAGUGAGGGGAACGAGUGUUGUGAGACCAGGUUGGGAGGGGAAAUCAUAUUUUUUGCAAUAUUUUUGUUUGGUUUUUCUUUUGACAUCUCAUUUUAACCUUGAAUUUUUGCUAGCUUUCUCCUGACGUAUAGUUUUUGUUCAUCAUUUUAGGACUUAAUUCUUGCAAAGUUUUUCCAAAGAGGUCAGACCACUUUAAUACUAAACGUGACAUAAAUCUGCAGCCAUCUCACUCAGCUGGUGGGUUUUUUAUAUAACAUCUUUAAGUGCUACCAUUAUAUGUUCUGAGGGGUGAAUGUAAAAUGUACAAAGUAUAGAGUUGUUUCUUUUUUUUAUGAUAAUAAACUUUAAAAGAGAAA
Molecule: messenger RNA, 4277 nt
Organism: Ochotona curzoniae (black-lipped pika)
Lineage: Eukaryota; Metazoa; Chordata; Mammalia; Lagomorpha; Ochotonidae
Gene: SUDS3
Product: SDS3 homolog, SIN3A corepressor complex component
Exons: 12
Coding region: 7-993 (328 amino acids)
Biological process (GO): negative regulation of transcription by RNA polymerase II
Cellular component (GO): Sin3-type complex
Molecular function (GO): histone deacetylase binding
Source: RefSeq, a predicted model, not a curated record